Messenger RNA from Pyrus x bretschneideri (Chinese white pear), 2240 nucleotides. Its product is annotated as RNA polymerase sigma factor sigF, chloroplastic. The record is from RefSeq and is a predicted model, not a curated record. Gene Ontology annotation, molecular function: DNA-binding transcription factor activity. Gene Ontology annotation, biological process: regulation of DNA-templated transcription; DNA-templated transcription initiation. Lineage: Eukaryota; Viridiplantae; Streptophyta; Magnoliopsida; Rosales; Rosaceae. The transcript has 10 exons. Bases 198 to 1901 code for a protein of 567 amino acids.
GCAUUAGGAAUGUUUGGAUGGCAUUAGGCACAUUUCUCCCUCGCUACUGCUUUUGUUUAAAUCAUGCAGAUCCCUGGUUCAGAACCUCACAUGUUCAUAUUUUUGCUCUUCCAAUGUCCUGUCCAGGCUGGAUUAUCUCAUCUUCCUACCAGCAGUUUUAUCCAUGUCGUUGUGCAAGCGCGUAUAUUUGAGCGGAUAUGACAAAUAUGCAGACGGUGGGUUCCAAUUUCCAACUGAAUUGGAAAAUCUCUGGUGAGUAUCUGCGUCAACACGACAAAUAUGCAACCGUGUUGAUGCUUCACGAGCAAGCAACUGCUGCAGUUCCUUCUGUGCCGAUUACAUUUGUAGCUCGACACUUUCCAACUUCGGUUCUUCUACAAGAGCAGCGCGAUGAGUUCAAGCCUCUAUUGCAUGCGCUGAAAGAAGAGAAAACAUCUCAGGCUACGUUAGAUAGGAUGCAGAUAGAGACUAAGGCCUCUCUCAAUGAAGAUUUAGACAUUGAUGGUUUCUACCAGUUGGUGAAGGACUCUGAGCACCAAUUGCGUAACUGCUCUGGUCUUUUGGAUGUAUUUUCAUCUUUACAAACAGGGGUAAAGUUGUCCGCACCUUUAACUGUGGAGCCUAUUACCACUGCUUCCAGUAAGCAUAUGGACAUCAAGCCCUCUGACGCAGUUGCGCUGGCUAAGAAAGCUUUGUCAGCCUCAAAAGAAGCAGUCUCAUUUGCUGAUGGCUCCAGAUCAAUGGGAGAUGAUUUUGAUGACUCCCUUUCUAUAGGUUUGGACAACUGGCUGGUUGAGGAUGAGAAAACUGUAAGGUCAACCCGACUUCUAGAGAGACGGCGAAAGCGACUUAAGAAAAAGAGGGUCUCUAAAUCAAAAGUUCUAAUUCAUGAGACUAACAGUCCUCCAAGUUCAGAUGUGCGGAGAAAGAUAAACGAAGGAUUUAAUCAAAAUGAUCCCCUGCGGUUGUUCUUGUGGGGUCCUGAAACAAAACAACUUUUGACUGCCGAGGAAGAGGCUGAACUGAUUGCCCGAGUUCAGGAUUUAUUUAAGUUAGAAGAAGUGAAGAAUAGACUUCAAUCACAGUUUGGUCGUGAACCAACUUUGGUUGAAUGGGCCGAAGCUGUUGGAAUUAGUUGUCAGAUCUUGAAAUCACAGCUUCGCUCUGGUACCAACAGCCGUGAAAAGCUGAUUUAUGCUAACUUACGUAUGGUGGUUCACAUUGCUAAACAAUAUCAAGGGCGAGGCCUUGGCCUUCAGGACUUAAUGCAGGAGGGAAGUAUGGGCCUUAUGAAGAGUGUUGAGAAGUUUAAACCUCAAGCUGGUUGCCGAUUUGCUACUUAUGCAUACUGGUGGAUAAGGCAAACAGUUAGGAAGGCCAUAUUUCAACAUUCCAGAACCAUCCGCUUGCCGGAAAAUGUGUACACCCUCUUGGGCAAAGUAUUAGAGGCAAAGAAAUCAUGUAUUCAGGAAGGAAAUCACAAUCCAAACAAAGAAGAACUAGCGAGACGGGUUGGAAUUACAGUUGAAAAGUUGCAGAAGUUGCUAUAUUCUACAAGAAUGCCACUUUCAAUGCAACAACCUGUCUGGGCAGACCAAGACAGCACUUUCCAGGAGAUAACUGCUGACACUGGGACUGAGAUCCCACAUGUGAGUGUAGAAAAGCAGCUUAUGAGGCAACAUGUGCGCCACCUUCUAGGCAUCCUCAACUUAAGAGAGAGACAGAUAAUCAGGCUAAGAUUUGGCAUUGAAGAUGGCAAGCAGAGAUCACUUUCAGAGAUUGGCAACAUGUUUGGGUUGUCCAAGGAGCGGGUGCGGCAGCUGGAGAGCCGAGCAUUCUUGAAGCUCAAGCAAUCCCUUGGUAGCCAAGGCCUCGGGGCUUAUGGUCCCUUACUUGUUUAGAAAUGCAGCACCUGGCUAUGGUAUCUACUCCGCUGGUUCAGAUUCCUGAUAUUUUUAAGGAAAUCUGGAGUUCAGCUGUUGAGGUCCAGGCUUUUGGAGGUGAAUGUACAGCAAGCUGUGGCUUGGAAUAUGAAGAACGUCCGAAUGAACAACUUAGGCUCGAGGAUCAAAACCUUGCGCUAGCAUGGGCUAGGUUUCAAUGCUUCAAAGUUGUAAUAUUGACUCUCGGUUUUCUUCUGGAGAAGAGGUGAAACUCUUUACUGUAACUUAAUUGUAUAUUUCUCACAUCUUUUAUUGAAAAGCUAGCACUCCUCAUUGAGGGGUGGCUGUUAUUUUUCA